Molecule: messenger RNA, 5101 nt
Organism: Physcomitrium patens
Lineage: Eukaryota; Viridiplantae; Streptophyta; Bryopsida; Funariales; Funariaceae
Product: putative inactive ATP-dependent zinc metalloprotease FTSHI 5, chloroplastic
Biological process (GO): proteolysis
Cellular component (GO): chloroplast thylakoid membrane
Molecular function (GO): metalloendopeptidase activity; ATP binding; ATP hydrolysis activity
Source: RefSeq, a predicted model, not a curated record
AAAACGAACCAUAGCUCCCAUCCAGCUCUCGAAAUUACCCCCAUAUCCACUAAUCUUCCGCUGCUGGCAGUCUCUCCCGCUUGAUGCUCCUUCUUGAUAGGGCGUCAUGUUUCACGCAUCCUGAUCGUCUUCUCGACGCAUUCGAUGUCUCACGCUGGGGGGUGAUGCCCAAUUCUCUGCUCAGUGGAUUGCUCAAUCGAGCUUGUCAGGCUCAGAGUUCGCAGGACAUGGUGGUGAGAUUGUGUUUGUGGGAUUGAUUGAGCUGGUUGAAGAUGUUUGCGGUGGCGAAUUGUUGAUACUUGUAAGUCGGGGGAGUUUUUGAGGAGCGGAGGCAGUGUGGGAGGGGUUGGAGUGAGUCUGCAGGGAUGAGUACGCUUCACCCCUCUAUCACUGCCGCGUCGCUAUGGAGCUUCUGUGGGAGUUUGAGGAGUUCGAGGAGGUCGAAGUGGAGGACGAGCUCACUUGUCGAUGAGCUGGGUGUGAAAUUGAAAUGCGAGCUUAGGAGCGUAGUUUGCACCAGCCCUGAAGGUGUACGGAAUGCUCGCAGGCAUUCGUCGUGGAGUGAGAGCGGUAGGCGUAGGUUAAGGUCGCAGCGGGGGGAUUGGGUAUUAGAAGGAUUGCCUUUGUGGCAAAAUAAGGCUUUUGGAGUCGGCGUGCGUGGAUUAACAGCUCCUUUUAGGGUGGGAAAUCCAGUAAGAGUUGUUUGCUCCUCGAACGAUAUUGACAAAAAUUUGGUUCGGGGUUUGGAUGCUCGGACUUCUGGAGAGACCUCAUCGUCGUCUUUUUCUUCUUCUUCUUCGAGUUCUUCCGUUCUUGGAUGCUCCAAUCAUCGGUACAUAUCCAGAGAAUGCGAGCCUAUAGCAUAUGGUUCACGUGAGCUUGUGUGUUGUAAUGACAACGGUAGUUUGGAAGAUGGGCAGGCGAGACUUCUUCAUAAUAGUGAAGACUAUACGGACCAUUAUAAACGCAGAUUAUUCAUAGAAAUCAUUUCGCAGAUUGCUGGAAAUAUGGGAAAGGCAUUGGCGUUGGGGAUGGUAAUCACAGCAGUAGGGUUUGGGCCAAAAGUUCUCUCGGGGGUUGCCAUUGCAGCUCCCACUGUUGCUACCCGUAAUGAUGUAGAGGUGCCUGGCGUUGAACUGGACGAAGAGGAACAAGAGGAAAGUGAUGAUGAGUAUAGUGAAGCUGAAGUUAAGCAGUUUCAAAGGCAGGAAGAGUUGGAGAAGCUUGAGAGAGAGCGGCAAUUACGAGCUGCUCUUAAAAUUGACCCGAAGCUUGAGGAGCUUGAAGCCUUGGGAGAACAGGCUGAACUUGAACCUGCCAAGCGGGGGAUCUUCCUUCGAAAGCUUGAAGAGGCAGUGCGUGGGACAUACACUAGUGGCCGUCAGCUGCAAUGGGAGAAGAUUUUAGAGCUGGAUUCCACCAUCGACCAGCUCAAGAAAGAGCGAGGUAUCAUCGCUGAGGGGGCUGAGAACAUGGAAAAAGAGUAUUUGUCCGCGAAAGCACAAUUACAGAAGUUGGAUGAUGAAUUCGACGACGAGAGCUGGGAGCGUAGAGAGGCUCUAGAAUCAUCAGUUAAAAAUUCAGAGGCACGUUGCGGUGAGCUCUGGCAGAAGGUGUCAGAUUUGGAGAAGGAGAUGCUGGAGAAGCAAAUGUGGGUUGAGAAAGCGCUUUUGGAUGAUAUUCCUAGAAUUGAAGGUCACGCUAUAACCGAAUUGGCGAGCAUAUACGAGCGAUGGCUUCAAAGGCAGUCCGGCGUUAGUGUAGGUGUAGGUGAUGCCGAGAUUUCGAGAGUUGCUAAAGACUUGGAGCUGGCAGGUGAGGCACAUGGUAAGCAGGUAUUAUUACCCCUUGCCCUUGGUGUGGACCGAGAAAAUCAGAUGUCGAAAUUUGAAGUUGAUGCCGAGUCACAAGAGUUUAUUGGUAAAAUUAAGAAGGAACUGGAAAAAACAGUCGAGUUGAAUGCGAAGUACGAAAGUCUAGUCAGACAGCGGUUGGGCAAAGGUGAAGAUGAGGACAUUAGCCAUGUGAGAGUCCCUGUCGAUGUCUCAAGUAUGGAUGUUUCCUCUUCGGAGUUCGAUGAAGAUCUUUCUGAAUUCGGUGACGACAGUCGAGCAUUAGCAACCCAGUUGGAGUGGGCCAUGGGUUGGAGGGCCUGGCGGGAUGAGAGCAAGGAAAGCAUCAAGCAACAUUUGCUAGAUAAUCCGGAGGAAGGUCGAGAGUAUGUCAAGCAGACGCAGGCACAGAUCCUAAUUGCAAGAGACAGAGUAGUAGCAGAGACCUGGUUUAAUAAAAGGGAACAACGUUGGGAAAUUUCUCCGAUGGCGGUUUCUCAUGCCGUCACGAGGAAACUAGUUGCCAAAGCUCGUGUACGUCAUGACCGGGGGGUCAUGCAUGUGACGUUAAAAGGCGACGAUCAUGAGUAUUUUGUAGAUAUUCCAGCUAUUGAUGCUCAGCUUCAAGAAGCAGGGGGGUUUGAUUCCUUGUAUAUAAAGCUGACUCUUGACGGAAUUCCAGUAAGUACUGAGUUCAUGUGGAUACCGCUGAAAGAAUGGCCAGUGUGGGAUCUCUUUCAGUUGCCUUUCAAGGUUACGUGGUGGGUGCUCGAGGACAUAUGGAACUCACCUCUUUUGACCUCUAUUAGACCCUAUUACUUCAAGACACUGAGUGAAACGUUUGAGGAGUUAAUGGUUCGAUUUGGCUUUCCAGUAAUCCAAACAGUUCUGCCACAACGGGCACAAGUUGCUCUGGGGUUCGACUUGCCUGAAGGGGCUGAAGCAGCUGAGCCUACUGAUAUUAUGAUGUGGCAACAGGAAGCUCAAAAGAAAACCGAUGCGCGUUACGCUGAAGGUACCGGCUCUCCAGCAUGGUGGAUCUCACUCCCUCUUCGUACUUACGUCGUAGGUAUUCCUCUUUAUUUCUUUGUGACUAUUGUUGGCGGACUCCUACUGGCGCCGUUCACUCCCCGUAAGCUAUCCAUGAAUGAAGCUCAGUGGAAGGAAAAGAAACAAGAAGAACUUGAGAAGGAGAUCAACCGGGAAUCUAAGAAGGAUGAGAUAGAUCCUAUCAAGAGCGUAUUCGAUAACAUGAAGAGAGUAAAGCAUCCUCAGGUUAGACUAAAGGACUUUGCAGGUAUUGAUGCUGUUAAAGAAGAAAUCAAUGAAGUCAUCAGCUUUUUACGGAACCCUAGGAUUUUUCAGGAAAUGGGAGCUAGACCUCCUAGAGGAGUACUUAUCGUUGGUGGACCAGGAACAGGAAAAACUACAUUAGCUUUUGCGAUUGCAGCUGAAGCGAAGGUGCCUAUGGUGGAGCUUCAAGGUGCUGAGCUAGAAGGGGGAGCCUGGGUGGGGCAAGGAGCAUCCAACGUUCGUGAACUGUUCAAAACUGCACGGGAGGUAUCCCCGUUGAUUAUUUUCAUGGAUGAUUUUGAUCAUUUUGCAGGGGUCCGAGGAGCAACAUCCGACACUAGAAAACAAGAUCAUGAGUCUCUGAUCAACCAACUCCUCGUUGAACUUGAUGGCUUCGAAACCCAGGAGGGGGUUGUACUUAUAGCAACCACUAGUAGGCCCUAUGCUAUUGAUGAAGCUCUGCGAAGACCAGGUCGUAUGGAUCGAACCAUUCAGCUUCCAACGCCUAAUGUAACCGAACGAGAGCAGAUUCUGCGGAAAGUAGCUACUGACACUAUGGACCCAAAACACGUAGGUUUUGUAGAUUGGGCCGAGGUAGCAGAUAAAACAGCGGGUCUUACACCUGCCCAGCUGAAGUGUGUACCUCGAGCUUUGGAGGCAAACGCAGUGGGGUUGAAGACUGUCGAUGAUGAUGAAAUUAACAGCGUUGCUGGGUGGCUUGCCACCUUUAAUCAAAUUAUGCCUAUGUGGUUCAAGAAGUCAAAGCUGGUGAUGAAGUGGAAUGAAGAUCUUAUCGAUUGGCUGGGUCUUCGAUUGUCUAAGGAAGAUCUUGAGACUGCAGUCGAAACGAUGGAUGUAUUUAAUGAGACGCGACCCGGAAUCGAAUUAGAGAAUCCUCCUGUCAUUUGGUCACGAGAGUAUAAGUUCCCCCAUGCAGUCUGGGCUGCUGGCCGAGCUUUGACUGCAUUCCUUCUUCCUAGUUUCGAUCGUCUGGAUCAGGCAUGGCUUGACCCUACUUCUUGGGAAGGAAUAGCUUUCACCAAGUUAACCAAACAGUUGGAAGCAGGGUAUCAAGAAACAGGUACUAUGACGCGGUCUUACUACGAGAAAAGCUUGGUGUUGUGUUUCGGCUCAUAUGUCGCCGGACGUUUGCUUCUUCCCUUCGGUGAAAAUAACAAUUUAUCUAAAGGAGAGUUGGAGAAUGCUGAGGGAAUUGCAGCUGAGAUGGUGAUGCAAUUUGGAUGGGGUCCUGAGGAUAGCCCGCUUGUCUACGCCAAGGUUGAUUCCCGUACCUCAAUUGCCAUGGGUGACAAGCAUGAGGAAGAGGUUAAAUCUGCGAUACAGAAGUUAUACCUCAUCGCCACUGAGAGGUGUUACAACAUUCUUCACAGAAAUCAACGAACGCUUAGUGCUGUCGUAGAACAUUUACUUCAGUAUGAUUGUGUUACAACGAAGGACCUGGCUCGGAUAACAGAAGAAACUGGUGGAGUGUUUGAAGAGGAUCCUUUUGAGCUUGUACCAUACUCACGCAUGGCAAUGUUGUCUGGGUCGACAAACGGCACAACACGUGUUACAAAGACGUUACCAGCUGGGGCAUCAGCCAAUUGAUUAGAAGUUAUAGUUUAAGGCUUUGAUGGGCCAUCUCUACAGGCCAGUGAGGGCUACUGUACAACAACCAUUAGUGUUCAUGAUUUAGAUGCAGCGGUUUUGCAGGUGUAGGUUUAAUGAUAUAGCCCACUCAAGUUCAUUUAGCCGUGGUAGUGUGCAUGGUGAUUCUCGAUUAUAAUCCAUGCCAAUUUUCAGACUGAAGUUAGUUUAGAUGAAAAUCAUGUUUUGUUGACUCAUUAUUUCGCCCAGAUGUGAUAAUUCUUCCGGAAACUGUGGUUCCGACAGUUUCUCGGCAGACUAUUUCACUACGACACUGUGGACCUAGUUUUCUUUAUGGCAUCAGACAGAUGUCUCAACAGCAUCUGUAA